AGCAUGUUCAGCGCUUUCAGCUCAAGGGAGCCCUGGAUGCAACACCGAUCGCAUCCGAUCUGAGCUGUUCCGAGCCAGAGCGGCGCCAUGUCGCGGUCCAACGAGCUCAGCUCGGUGCGCCGGAGCGUGGUGAAGGUGUUUGUGCGCGCCUCGCCGCCGAACUGGACCUCCCCCUGGCAGCGGCGGCCCCAACGGGGCUCUUCUGGCUCCGGUUUUUGCGUGGGGGAUCGCCAGGUGCUGACCAACGCCCACGUUGUCAGCGACGCGGUCCUCGUGCGGGUGCGGCGCUACGGGGACGCUGUGCGGUAUCCGGCCAAGGUGGUGUGCGUCUCCCCGCAAGUGGACCUGGCGCUGCUGGAGGUGCCGGACCCCGCCUUCUGGGAGUCCCCGCCGGCCUUGGCCGCGGUGGACUUGUCGGAGGAGGUUCCGGCGCUGGACGCCGACGUCGUGGCGGUGGGGUACCCCAUGGGCGGCGAGAACCUCUGCGUGACGCGGGGCGUGGUGAGCCGGAUCGACCUCAUGGAUUACACCUUUUCCCCGGUCGGUGGUGAGCGGCAGCUGGUAAUCCAGGUGGACGCGGCCAUCAACCCGGGGAACUCGGGGGGCCCGGUGCUGGACGCUUUUGGCCGGGUGCUGGGGGUGGCCUUCGCGGCCAUGCGCCAGGGCGCGUCCAUCGGCUACGUCAUCCCCGGCUCCGUGGUCCGCUUCUUCCUCAAAGCCGCCGCCGCCUCCGCCGGGGGUGCCAUGGACUCCUCGCUCUGCGCGCUCGGGGUGCGGCUGCAGCCCGCGCGGGCGCCGGCGCUGCGGGCCGUGCGCGGCCUGGAUCAAGGCAGCGGUGCUUUGAUCGCGGAAGUGGCGCCGCUUUCGGCAGCAGCAGCAGCCGGGGUGGAGGCAGGGGAUGUGCUGCUCGCCGUGGAUGGGGUGCCGGUGGCGGAAGACUGCACCGUGCCCUUCCGGGACGCUGAGCGCAUCGGGUUUGACUUCCUCAUCUCCCGGCGCGUGGCGGGCGACGCCAUGCGCUUGCAAAUUUGGAGGGGUGCGGAGAAGGAGCUGCAGCUCCAGGCGGCGCCGCUGCCGCAGCUGGUGCCCCGCACGCCAGGCGUCGACGCGCGGCCCUCCUACCUGGUGGUGGGGGGCCUGGUCUUCACCCGGCUCACGCUGCCCUGGCUGCUGGCGCGCUUCUCCGAGGAGGUGCGGAAAGCGCCGGCGGAGCUGCAGGCGAAGCUGUGGGAGCACAAGGAGCAUGCUGACCAGGAGGUGGUCGUCUUGGCCAAAGUGCUGUCGGCCGACCUGAACUACGGCUACGAGGAGUUCCAGUGCUGCGAGCUUCUCCGCUUCGGCGCGGGCGGCGCGCCCGUGCGAAGCCUGAAGCAGCUGAGGGCCGAGGUGCUGGCGGCGCUGCGGGGCGAAGGCGAAGGUGGGCCAGCCGCAUAUCUUCGCUUCUGUUUCAGCUUCAACUUGGAAAUCGUGCUGGACGCGGAGCAGUGCAGGACGUCUCACAACGAGAUCCUGCGGCAGUACGGCAUCCACCAGGACUGCUCGUCGGAUUUGAUGGACAACUCCGAGAUCCGCAGCAAGCUCUGACCCACUGACCCCGGCCGUUUCAGCUCCCGGG
Effrenium voratum is the source of this 1615-nucleotide messenger RNA. The record is from the annotation of a GenBank genome assembly. NCBI's taxonomy places the organism in Eukaryota, Dinophyceae, Suessiales, Symbiodiniaceae.